Molecule: messenger RNA, 2232 nt
Organism: Gracilinanus agilis (Agile Gracile Mouse Opossum)
Lineage: Eukaryota; Metazoa; Chordata; Mammalia; Didelphimorphia; Didelphidae
Gene: EFHC2
Product: EF-hand domain containing 2
Exons: 15
Coding region: 1-2232 (743 amino acids)
Biological process (GO): regulation of neuron projection development
Cellular component (GO): microtubule
Source: RefSeq, a predicted model, not a curated record
AUGGCAUCCAACUGUGAUAGAAUGAAGUUGCUGGGGAAAGAAAGGUUCCAUAAAUCUCAACACUGGGGCUUUUGCAACUCCAUUCCUAUGCUAGUGAAUGAAGAUAAGCCUGGAAUAGGUGGUGAACCUCUGUUUGGACACUGCCCGAAACCCAAAUUUAGUGUUUAUCCCCGAGGACUAGGAAGUGAUGCACCAUCAUGGGUAGCAUUUGACAAACAGGUGUUAGCUUUUGAUGCCUAUUUUGAAGAUGAAGUGCCAGAUAAAAACCAAGAGUUAUAUAGGAUAAGACACUGUAGAAUCUACUUCUACCUUGAAGAUGACACAAUUCAAGUACUUGAACCACAGCUGAAAAAUAGUGGGAUGCCACAAGGAAUUUUCAUCCGACGUCAUCGGAUUCCACUCCCAUAUCCUAAUGAUGAUCAGUUUUAUACGAUUCAUAAUUUUAAUAUUAACACACAAGUUGUCUUCUAUUCCCGAGUAUUCAAGAUUUAUGACUGUGAUCAUUUCACUAAAAAUUUUCUGAGGAAAAUGGGUAUUCCAGUAAAUCCCCCAGGAACUUGUCCACCUGAUCCUUACAUGAAAGAACGGAAAAUGAAUUUAGACCGCAUGAACCCCCUCCGUCCUUAUGAGCGCUUUGAUACCCUGAGACAAUUCCUGGAGCACGAUGGGCAUGUUUUGCGUUUUUACUGCUUGUGGGAUGACACAGAAUCAAUGUUUGGUGACCCCAGAGAACUUGUUCUUCACUAUUUUUUGUCCGAUGAUACCAUUGAAGUGAAAGAAGUAAUACCGGCCAACUCAGGCAGGGAUGCUAUUCCAUUGUUCCUUAAUAGGAGAAAACUACCUAAGUGUGCUCCAACUGGACUAUAUCACCCUGGCCAAAUCACAGAUCGAACAAUUCUCAAUGUGUUUGGUGGACUUGUGGGAAACCGAGGCCGAUAUCUAUUGGAUAACUGUAAGACAGGAGCACUAAACCAGGAAUUUUACAAAGACUCAGAUCUGAAAAUAGGCAACAUUAUCAAUAUUUGGGGGAGAAAAGUACUACUUUGUGAUUGUGAUGAGUUUACUAAGGCAUAUUAUAGGACUAAGUAUGGACUUGAGGACUUUACCCCAAUUCCAUACAAGAAUCCGCCUCCUCCCACAGUAGAGAAAAUUUAUCCACCUUACCAUGGAUAUGGCUCUGAAGAGGAUUCUCUUUGUUCCUGCUUAGGACUUAUGCCCAAACCACCCCAGAAAGAUUUCAAGAAAUUUAUGGAAAAAGACAGCUUUGGUCUUGUCAGUCACGUGCUUCGGUUUCUUGCAAAACUUGACACAGAUGAUUGUAUUGAUAAGGAUCGGAGAUUCAUCAUUUCGUAUUAUCUCUGUGAUGACACUAUUUCAGUGUUUGAGCUUCAAAUGAGAAACACAGGAGUAAUUGGUGGAAAGUUCUUGGAAAGAGGUCGUAUUAAGAAACCUGGACAGAAAGUUUUUAAGAGUGAGCCCUCUUUAUACUUCACGGCUCAGGAUCUAUAUGUUGGUGCCCGUGUUUCCUUCAAUGGUUACAAUUUAAUUUUGUUGAAUGGUGAUGAAUAUUCACUCUCCUAUAUGGAACAGCAUCCAAAUGAGUUUCCUAUGGGCAACAUUGAACUUAUCCUAAGAAAACUGAAAGAUUAUGGAGGCUCCAAUUCCAGAGAGAUCAAGAUGAUCUUUGCGGCCACUGACCCUCAGCACACAAAGAUAAUGGAUUAUGAAACAUUCAGAGAAGUAAUGUUAAAUAUAUCAAAUAAAAAACUCAGUGAGCAUGAGAUUAUGACUAUUGGACGUUUCUAUAGUGUCAGAGAAGACUCUGAGAGUGAAUUUACUUUCUUUCUUUCACUUGCUCAAGAUCAGUUGAAGAAAAACACCUUUGAGAUUUUUGACAAAAUGAUUGCCAUGUGCAUAUACAAGGACCAGGCCAAAAGAGGACUAUUGCCCAGUUCAGCUAUCAGGACUCUCUGCAAGUCCUUUAGAAUGCCUGUAGCAGAUGAUCUUCUAAGAGCCUUACUGUCCAAAUUUGAGGACAGCCAGGAACAAAUCGACUAUCAGAAGUUUUUUGAUUCCAUAAACUGGAGAGUCAAUGCAGCUCCACCUUUCCAGACGCUGAUGACUUCAAAAUCUGAUGAUGUCUGGAAUUACGUGCCUCCUCCUCUUCCAGUGAAAUGCGUCAGAUACGUGCCACUCCUGGAAGAUUUAUUUGGUGCUGAAGAACAUUCAUGA